This is a messenger RNA of Rubroshorea leprosula, 1668 nucleotides long. Lineage: Eukaryota; Viridiplantae; Streptophyta; Magnoliopsida; Malvales; Dipterocarpaceae. The record is from the annotation of a GenBank genome assembly.
ACUACUACCGUAAUCUCUAUCAAUGAUUACAGGGCCUUACUCAAGGGUCCAGAAGCGUUGAGGAUUAUCACAAGGAGAUGGAAAUCGCAAUGGUUAGAGCGAAUGUCAAAGAGAAUAGAGAAACAACAAUGGCACGGUUUCUACAUGGUUUAAAUUGUGAUAUAGAUAAUGUGGUGGAACUGCAACAUUAUGUUGAAUUAGAGGAUAUGGUGCACAUGGCAAUGAAAGUAGAAAGGCAACUCAAGCAUAAAGGUGCCACCACCAGAACUGGGAAAAAUCCAGGUUCCUCAUUUUCUUGGAAACCAAAUUGGAGCAAAAAGGAAGAAAAUUCUGCUUUCAAGCCUAAAACUUCAGCAUCUAAGUCAAAAGACAUUGACAGCAGUGAGAAGAGUAAAAUUGACAAAGAUGGAGAAAUUGAAAUUGAGGGUGAGUCUGAUGAUGAAUCUAUGCCACCAUUAGAAGAUGCUAAUGAUGGUGUGGAAUAUGCUGUUGAUGGAGAACUGCUCGUCACCAAGCGAGCUUUGAAUGUGCAAGCCAAAGAAGAUGAUGAAGUACAACAUGACAAUAUAUUUCACACGAGAUGCCAUGUCAAAAACAAGGACUUCAAGGACGUGUUUCCAGAAGACAUCCCUAAUGGUUUACCACCAAUAAGAGGAAUUGAGCAUCAGAUUGACUUCAUUCCAAGUGCAACAAUUCCGAACCGACCAGCAUAUCGAAGCAACCCCAAUGAGACGAAAGAACUUCAAAAGCAGGUUGAAGAACUCAUGAAGAAGGGGCAUGUGAGAGAAAGCAUGAGUUCAUGUGCAGUUCCAGUGCUACUUGUGCCUAAGAAGGAUGAGACUUGGUGUAUGUGCGUUGAUUGUUGCGCUGUCAACAAAAUCACUGUAAAGUAUCGUCACCCUAUUCCUAGAUUAGAUGACAUGUUAGAUGAACUGCAUGGUUCUUGCAUAUUCACUAAAAUUGAUUUAAAGAAUGGGUAUCAUCAGAUUAGGAUGAAGGAAGGCGAUGAUUUGAGGACAAAUCGUUUUGAGGAGAGAGGGAAUGAUGGGAAUCAAAACGACAGCAUAUCUACUACGUCAUGUGAUCCAUUACACACCCAAGUAGGUCCAGUCACGCAAGCUAGAGCUAAGAAGAUGCGUGAAUCUUUAAAUGGCCUUAUUGAGCAGAUCUGGGUUGAAAACAACAUACAAUAAGCAAAUCGAAGCUUGGAUGAUUAUCAAGGCAUGGUAAACAUCAUUUAGGUUCAAGAGAAGCUUAGUUGAGGUCAUUUACACAGAAUUACACAGUUUGCAUCAAAAUCGCACAAUUUUGCCGCAAUUUGUAGCAAAUUGAUAUUUCAUGUUAUUUUAGGUUAUUUUUAGUUAGUUUCAAGUUUUUUCUAUUAUUUUUGGGCUGAACAUUCGCUUAUUUGAAACCCAAUUUGUGGUUAUUAGGUUUAGGACUUAGGGUGUUAGUUUCCUAUUCUGAUUAGGAUUCGUUUUCUCUAAUUAAAAGGCUUGUAAUAGGGAGGAGGCUGUUGCAUUUGAGAUUUUGAGAGACUUUUCUCUUUGGUUCGUUUCAGAACUUUACAAAACUUAUCAAGAUUAUUCUUGUGGCGUUUUAACCUGACUUAUCAUUCUCGUUCUUAAUCGCUCGAGGGUGUGGCGUCAAUCAACUUUAUACCUCUAG